Molecule: messenger RNA, 549 nt
Organism: Alternaria incomplexa
Lineage: Eukaryota; Fungi; Ascomycota; Dothideomycetes; Pleosporales; Pleosporaceae
Exons: 2
Coding region: 1-549 (182 amino acids)
Source: RefSeq, a predicted model, not a curated record
AUGUCUUCAAACAAGGACGCGACUUCCACCCCUCAGUCCUACAUGGACAAAGCCACCGGCGCAGUCCAGAGCGCCAUCGGUUCUCUCACAGGCAGCACCGCCGACAAGGCCCAAGGCGAAAACCGCAAAGAUGCCGCCGCCGCCGAACACGACCUCUCCCACUCCGCCGCCAAAGCCGGUCCCUUCUCCGUAACCCCCUCGGGCGGCGUCGCAAAAGACAACUCGGACCGCACCCAAGGCUCAUGGAACCAAAACAUGGGUGCCGCGAAGGAAGCGCUCGGUGGCCUCACCGGCGCCGAGGGCCUCAAGCAGCAGGGCAUCCAGCAGAACAAGGAGGGCAAGGAGCAGGAAGCUGCGGGCCAGGUCAACGAUCUCGGAAAGGGGAUUGGCGAUAGGCUUGGGGGUGCGGUGGGUGGUGCUGUUGCGGGACUGACGGGUAAUGCGGCGCAGAAGGAGGAGGCGCAGAAGCAGCACGAUGAGGGGAAGGCGCGGCAGAGGGGUGUUGAGGCGGAUCUGCAGAAGCAGGUUGAGGCUGAGAAGAGGUCUUGA